UUUCUCUCUCUCUCUCACACAUUACAAUUUUCUCUCGCUGAUUCACUCACCGAGUUUAUAUCUAAAUUCUAUAACUCCGUACCCACAAAAAAAAUAGUAAUAAAAAUGACCGACCGAGUUCACCCACGCGACUCGCCGCCGCCACAGCCACCGGUUUCAGUAAACGACGAAACAUCCUCGGAGAGUUCCGAACCAAUGUUGACACUCGCCACUCGUCCGAAUCCUUGUCCCGACAAACCCGUUCCUCCACCUGGUACCUACGUGAUCCACAUCCCUAAGGACCAAGUCUACCGUGUUCCUCCGCCGGAAAACGCUGAUCGCUACCAAGCCCUCACUCGCAAAUCCAAAACUCGCCGCCGGCCGUGCUGUCGCUGCCUCUGCUGGUCCUUCGGAAUCCUCGCUUUCCUCCUCGCCCUCCUCGCCGUCUCCGCCGCAAUAUUCUACCUCGUAGUCAAGCCCCGGUCUCCGAAUUACUCCGUCGACGCCAUCUCCGUCUCCGGCCUGAACUUCACCGCCGCCGCCGCCGCCGCGUCAUCAGCUUCUCUAACGGUCUCACCUGAGUUCGACGUUACAGUUAGAGCCGAUAACCCGAACGAGAAGAUCGGGAUCUACUACGAACCGAAGAGCUCCGUCGAGAUCUAUUACGACGACGUUUCUCUCUGUAACGGCGCGGUGCCUUCGUUUUACCAGCCGUCUAAUAACGUGACGGUUUUCGAAACGGCGUUAAAGGGCUCCGGUGUGGUUUUGACCAGUACGGUUAAGAAUUCGUUGUUGCAAGCUCAGAGCCAAGGGAAAGUGCCGUUACUUUUGACGGUUAGAGCUCCGGUUAAAAUUAAAGUGGGGUCCGUUAAGUCUUGGACGAUUACCGUUAAGGUUGACUGUGACAUAACGGUCGAUAGCUUAACGGCCAAUGCUAAAAUAUUUUCUAAGGAUUGUCACUACGGUGUGAAGAUUUGGUAGACAUACUACGUGUUUGGCAGUAUGUUUAUUUUGGUUUUAGAAUUAGGAUUUUUGGUAUAAAUUUUUCUUUUUUAAUUUUUGUGAUUAUGUUAUAGCUUCUUUAUACAGAUUAUGAAAGUAAUAUACACAUUGUUUUAGUUACCA
Quercus robur (English oak) is the source of this 1104-nucleotide messenger RNA. RefSeq names its product NDR1/HIN1-like protein 13. The coding region runs from base 106 to 960 and encodes 284 amino acids. The record is from RefSeq and is a predicted model, not a curated record. Gene Ontology annotation, cellular component: plasma membrane. The transcript has a single exon. Lineage: Eukaryota; Viridiplantae; Streptophyta; Magnoliopsida; Fagales; Fagaceae.